This is a messenger RNA of Rhizoctonia solani, 1161 nucleotides long. Its product is annotated as Zinc-binding dehydrogenase. The record is from RefSeq and is a predicted model, not a curated record. Gene Ontology annotation, molecular function: oxidoreductase activity. The transcript is spliced from 7 exons. NCBI's taxonomy places the organism in Eukaryota, Fungi, Basidiomycota, Agaricomycetes, Cantharellales, Ceratobasidiaceae. The coding region runs from base 1 to 1161 and encodes 386 amino acids.
AUGACUGCACCGAGUUCGACAAGGGCAUUUAUCCUCGGGUCCAAAUCUCCCCGCCAACUGGGUGAAAAGACGAUUCAAUAUUAUAGUGCUUCGGUCCAGGACGUUCCGCUCCCCAAGGGAGAAGUCGUAGUCAAGGUUUUAUGUGCGGGAUUUAACCAUCGCGAGGGCUUUAUCCCGGGAUUAAAGAAGGAGCGACGAUGGGUGCUGAUGCAUCGGGAAUCGUGGUUUCCGGUCCCGAACACCUACUCAACAAACGAGUUCUCGUCGUGCCUAUGGUCGGAUGGGAGAGUAACCCUCGAGGAGCGGAUGGCAAGCAAGUCUCACUUCAUUCUCUCCAUUCCCCUGUUCGGGAUCGUGGGUGGUGUAUCACAUCCUGCGUACGGCACGUUCUCCGAGUACGUCGCGUUGGACGCAAAGUCUGUGAUCCUUGCGCCAGAACAUAUGUCUGAUGAGGAGGCUGGGGCUUGGGCUCUGGGUGCCGUUACUGCUUGGAGGGCGGUAGUCACCAAGGCUCAGGUCGAAAAAGGACACAACGUGUUAAUCGUACGUGCUCGUCUCUUCUCAUCUUAUCUUUCGUCGCUUAUUGUUCUUGUGUAUGGGAUGAAACAGACGGGUAUCGGCGGAGGAGUCGCUAUGAUUGCACUUCGGUUUGCCGUUGCACUAGGCGCAAACGUCUUUGUUUCUUCGUCGAAUAAGCAGACGAUUGAUUGGGCGAUCGAGGCGGGUGCCAAGGGUGGUGUAAACUAUCGAGAUGAAUCAUGGCCUAGAGAUCUGGCUGCACUUUUGAAAGAACAUAAUAUUACUGGUAUAGACGCGAUUAUCGACUCGGCAGGAGGAGAUUUACUAGGUAAAACUGGGAAAUCGUUGAAUCCUGGUGCCAAAGUCGUUUGCUACGGGAUGACCGCGUCGCCGUCGAUCCCGCUUGCGAUGCCCGCAGUGCUCAAAAACGUCGACUUGCUCGGAUCUACGAUGGGCUCCACGGCCGAGCUCCAAGCUGCCACCGAUUUUGCAGCCAAACACAAGCUCAAGCCGAGCGUGAGUGUUGUGCUCGAGGGACUGGAGAAUGCCGAACGCGGGUUCGAGUUGAUUGAAAAGGGCAGGGAGAGUGGCAAGAUUGUUGUUAGGGUUGGUACGAGAAGUGGGUCCGAGUCGAAGCUUUGA